Messenger RNA from Archocentrus centrarchus (flier cichlid), 1406 nucleotides. Its product is annotated as G1/S-specific cyclin-E1-like. The transcript is spliced from 8 exons. Bases 29 to 1018 code for a protein of 329 amino acids. The record is from RefSeq and is a predicted model, not a curated record. Lineage: Eukaryota; Metazoa; Chordata; Actinopteri; Cichliformes; Cichlidae.
GAAGUCUCCUCUUGACAUUCUGACCCAGAUGGGCGAGUCCAGUCAGGCAGGUGUUUCCACAGGUGGCUCGGGCCGGCUGCCCUCCUUCCAGCCUUACCUCGGGUGCGAAUCCUCAGACGAUGACGACUGGAGGAUGAUCGGCAGGCCGAGGAACAUGAGACGCAGCAGCGUGAGCUUACUGGAGCAGCAGCCCAAAAUGACGCCCAGAAUGAGAUCAGUCAUCCUCUGCUGGUUGAUGGAGGUGUGUGAGACCUACGCUAUUCACAGGCAGACGUUCUACCUGGCGCAGGACUACUUUGACCGGUUUCUGUUGCUCGAGAAAAAUCUGAAGCUGGGUGCGAUGCAGCUCAUCGUGCUCACGUGCCUUCUUAUAGCAUCAAAGAUGGAGGAAACUCGGCCUUUAAAGAUCCGACAUCUGUCAUAUGUAGCUAACGGAAUCUACCUUGUAGAAGAAUUCCGGGAUAUGGAGUUGGUAAUUUUGAAGGCACUGCGGUGGUACAUUCGUCCAGAUACGGCUCUGACCUGGCUGAAGUCCUUCUUGCAGGUGUUGACGGCAGAGGACAACUCUGACCCGAUGGAGCAGCAGUUCCCAAAAGAUAUUUACAUAAAAAUUACAAAUCUUUUAGAUCUGUGCAUCCUUGACGUGAACUCGCUGGACACGCCCUAUCACGGGCUGGCUGCCUCAGUCCUGUGUCAUUUUGUGGAUCAGGAACUGGUGCAACAAAUUACAGGUGUGCCCAAAGAUCUUCUCCAGCCAUGCGUCGACUGGAUGUUGCCCUUCAUGGAAGCAUUGGAGGAGUUUGGCUCUGAGCCACAGAAGCACUUUCCCACCAUAAAAAAAGAAGACCAACACAACAUCCAGACAAAACUGGACUACAUGACCGUUUUGGACAGUGCUUACAAAGCAGUACACGGUGUGUCUCCCAAAAGAGAUGUGAAUCCGCUCGAUGUGGCCUCGUACAGACAGAGGAUUUAUGUGCCUGGACAAGGACUCACACCUCCAGAAUAUUCCUCCUGAUGCAAUAGAGAGAAUCCUUUUAACAGUAAGUCUGAAGCUGUUAUCGGCUUGCAGAACCAUCUGGAAGUUCCCUCGACGUUAUCCAGCAGAGCUGCCUGUGACUGCAAGUGUCCACCUCAGUCUGAUCUGACCAAGCUGGGUAUUAAUCUGCUUAAAGUCCGUGUGAUCCAGCAUGCCACCAUGAGACUGGAGCUAAUAACUGUUAGUUUACAGUGAGUGGGCAUCGUGUGUCCCCAGCAGCUCCCCCAUAUCAAAACUUCCUGAUGUGUGCCACGUAUGAGAGCACAAGGUGGGAGCUCCAAACUCCGUCCAUCCUAACUCUUCCGCUUAUUCAAGUCAGGAGCAUAUCCCUCCUGCAAGCACUAAACUGCUAAUGUUACAUUUGUAA